AUGAAGUUUGAGCGCAUGCCCAUUGAGAUUGAGUCGCCCGAGGAGUAUGGCUACGACAAGAUCAAGUACAAUCUCUCAGAAAGUUCCGUUACCGACCAGACACUCGAGUCACUGGAUAUCAAGAUACCGAAUCUCACCCUGCUGUACAAUGAACACCGCGGCGAGACCAAGCUGCGAAAGCUCGUCGCCGACGACGCUGGUGUGAGUGCUGACGACGUUCUUAUCACGUCAGGGGCUGCUGGGGCGCUGUUCAUCAUCACGACCUCUCAAUUGGGUAGCACCCCCAACUCAGAGCGUAACCAUCUUGUCGUGGUGCGUCCCAACUAUGCAACCAAUCUGGAAACUCCCAAGGCUGUUGGCUGCGAGAUCUCAUAUAUCGAUGUUACUUUUGAGAAUGGCUUCCAGCCCAACAUCGACGAGGUUGAGGCUGCUAUCAAGGCCAACACUCGGCUGGUCUCGGUGACAUGCCCACAUAACCCUACUGGCUCCACCCUCUCUCGAGAGGCGCUCGAUAGGCUUGUUGCUAUCACAAAGAAGAAGGGCGUUUUGUUACUCGUCGAUGAGACGUAUCGGGAUAUCGCAUUUGCCGAAAAGCUCCCUGUCGCCGCCUCUAUGGGCGAUCAUGUUCUGAGCGUUUGCUCGCUGUCAAAGUCCUUUGGCAUGCCUGGAGUCCGCAUCGGUUGGCUCAUCACCACGAACAAGACACUUCAGGAAACAUUUCUUGCUGCAAAGGAACAGAUCAGCAUCAGUGGCAGUGUCAUCAACGAGUGGAUCGCCACCGAUGUCUUGUCCCGGCGUGAGAAGAUCUUGAGCGACACAACGCAUGAGAUGAGGGCCCGACUUCAGAUGGUUGAGUCUUGGAUCGAAAGCGAGGAGCUGCUGGAAUGGGUCAAGCCGACUGGAGGCGUUGUCUGCUUUUCCCGUAUCAAGCAGGAACCCAAAGGUGGGUUUUCGGCGUUCUACGAGAGGCUUCUCAACAAGCAUGCGACAUAUGUUGGACCUGGUCAUUGGUUUGAAAUGUCAGAUAGCUUUUUCAGGCUCGGCUAUGGAUGGCCCACUCGGGAGGAGCUUGAAGGAGGCAUGAAGGCAAUCUCUGCUGCGCUGCGAGAUGAGUAG
Fusarium oxysporum Fo47 is the source of this 1116-nucleotide messenger RNA. RefSeq names its product pyridoxal phosphate-dependent transferase. Gene Ontology annotation, molecular function: pyridoxal phosphate binding. NCBI's taxonomy places the organism in Eukaryota, Fungi, Ascomycota, Sordariomycetes, Hypocreales, Nectriaceae. The transcript has a single exon. Gene Ontology annotation, biological process: biosynthetic process. Bases 1 to 1116 code for a protein of 371 amino acids. The record is from RefSeq and is a predicted model, not a curated record.